AUACAGGAAGAAAGACGACGCUAGUGCUGCUGUUGCUCUGACGGUUGUCACUGUACCUGACCUGGUGCUGCUGCUGCUCCGCUCAUUCACCGACACACACGGACCAAAUCACUGCUCCACCAGUUUAGCAGUUAUGGCAGAGUUGGCGGGUCUGGUGCAGCGGCUGGAGGUGGCGGUGAGUCGUCUGGAGACCAUGUCAGGCCCCGGUGGCCCAGGUGGAGAUUCUGCUGGAGGAGUUGUAUCAGAGUACGUUGAGGCCUUUGAUGAGAUCGUGAAGGGUGCUGUGGCCCGGUACCUGUCUAUCAGCCAGAAGAUCGGUGGCGACGUCCAGAAACAUGCAGAGAUGGUAAUGCAGGUGUUCUCCAGUCAGAGACAACUCCUCGUAACAGCGUCUUCCUCCCAGAAGCCCUCUGAUGCGGUUAUUACGACUCUGCUGCAGCCCAUGUCCAAAGUGCUGCACCAGGUGCAGGCAUUCCGUGAGACGAACCGCACCUCGCCGCUCUUCAACCAUCUCUCAGCUGUCAGCGAGAGUGUUCCUGCUCUCGGAUGGGUCGCCAUGGCACCAAAACCGUGUCCCUAUGUUAAAGAGAUGCAGGACGCCGCCACCUUCUACACCAACCGCGUGCUCAAGGAGUACAAGGACAAGGACAUGACACAUGUGGACUGGGUGAAGGCAUACAUCGCCAUCUGGACUGAGCUGCAAAACUACAUCAAGAAGUACCACACAACAGGACUGACCUGGAGCAAGAGCGGUCCCGUAGCCUCAGCUACUGCAGCUGCUCCUGCACCUGCUGGUGGUUGUUGUCCUCCCCCACCCCCCCCAGGACCACCACCUCCUCCUAUGGACCUGAGUGGACCCUCUGAUGGUGGCAGUGCCGAUUCUGGUCCUAGUCGUAAUGCUUUGUUCGCGUCACUCAACAAGGGAGCCGACAUAACCAAGGGCCUGAAGCAUGUGAGCGAUAACGAGAAGACCCACAAGAAUCCUGGCCUGAGGGGUCAGGGAGCUAUUGUGCGUACUGGACCCAAACCCGCUGCUUCUUCCUCCCCCAAACCCGCUGCGUCCCCUGCUCCAGCCAAAACUCUGCCCCCAGUGUUGGAGCUGGAAGGGAAGAAGUGGAAAGUGGAAAACCAAGAGGGUGCACAGAAUCUGGUGAUCAACGACACUGAGCUGAAGCAAGUGGUUUAUGCUUUCAAGUGUAACAAAAGCACUCUGCAGGUCAAAGGCAAAAUUAACUCCAUCACCGUCGACAACUGUAAGAAGAUGGGCCUGGUGUUCGAUGAUGUCGUGGGCGUCGUAGAGAUCAUCAACUGCAAAGACGUUAAGAUCCAGGUCAUGGGUAAGGUCCCCAUCAUCUCCAUCAACAAGACGGACGGUUGCCACAUUUACCUAAGCAAAGACUCGCUGAACUGUGAGAUCGUCAGCGCCAAGAGCUCAGAGAUGAACAUCCUGAUUGUCAAGGAAGACGGAGAUUAUACGGAGUUUGCCGUUCCUGAGCAGUUCAAGACCGUCUGGGACGGCACCAAACUCGUCACCACAGCAUCAGAGAUCACCGGUUAGACGCAAGCGUGGAGAAAAUGGCCGCCUCUCCUCGACACAUCACCCCAAUGCCCGCCUGACUGUUCGACCACCCCACCAACUCACUAUCAACGUUGUAGACUGAGAUUUGGACCUCAUGUGUUCCACCCCCCCUUCCCUGUCAGCCAAUCACAGCUUCCGCUGUCCCUUCCAUAAGCCAAUGAGAGGAUUGCUUGCUUUACCUGCAGCAAAUCCUCCAGCCAAUCAGCAGGGAGCAGCUUGUUAUUCAAAUCAGAUUCCCUGUAAAUCCAAUGAGCACUUUCAAAAAUGAGUUUUGCCAACAGAUGGGAUGCGCUUGAUUUCUUUUUUUCCCCAAAAAAGAUAAACCGGUAGAAUAGCCAUCAUGGAAACAGAUGGUGAUUCGUCUGCAACAAAAGCAACUGCAUUCAAUCAGGCUCUUCUUAAAGUUGUGAUCUGAUUUUCUGCUUCAUUUUAGGGAAUGUUACAAAUGACAACAGCAUUUCUACACAGGAUAAUGGAUUCCAUGUUACCACCACCAUCGCUGAUGUAGACAGUAAAAUAAACAUCAUUGGAAGUCACCAAUUAUGCAUGUUAAACAUUCGUCAACUUUAAAAGCACAUAGAAAUAAGUAAGAAACACUUUGUGUGCAAAAUCAGUCUAUUUCACAUCGUAAAACGUUAACAAGUAGGAGAACAAGUAAUAAUUCCACGUGCUAUCCCUUUAUCCCACACAUCGGACAUUCCUGAGUUUUAAACAUUCCAUGUAAGAAAAAUUAAAAAUGUUUGCGGUAAAGAGCAAAGAGAUGUUGACACAGACGGAAGGAAAGAAUGAUGCAGAAAGACUAAAGACAAAAGAAAAUCACUGAUUAUUGUUAAAUGCUUCAUGUUCACCUCAGGCUCUAGAUUGAAAAUAUCUGCUGUAAUCACGUGUGUACAUAUAAAUAUGAUUCAUUUUGAAAUGGUCUUAAAUAUCAACAUCUCUUCACUCUUCCUCUGAGCGCUGUCUGCACUCUCUGAUGUUCAGCUCCUGGAGCUGUGACGCUCUUCACUCAUUUCCUUUUUUUUUUUUCUAUUGUCUUUCUUUUACCUUGUUAUUUUGGGUCCAACAAUCAGAGGUCUGCUCAUUAGUACUGGAAACAUCAUUAAAGGAAAUCUUGCAAUAAAA
Solea senegalensis (Senegalese sole) is the source of this 2701-nucleotide messenger RNA. It is a transcript of the gene cap1, whose product is annotated as CAP, adenylate cyclase-associated protein 1 (yeast). The record is from RefSeq and is a predicted model, not a curated record. The transcript has 13 exons. NCBI's taxonomy places the organism in Eukaryota, Metazoa, Chordata, Actinopteri, Pleuronectiformes, Soleidae. Gene Ontology annotation, biological process: cell morphogenesis; cytoskeleton organization; regulation of adenylate cyclase activity. The coding region runs from base 134 to 1558 and encodes 474 amino acids. Gene Ontology annotation, molecular function: actin binding; adenylate cyclase binding. Gene Ontology annotation, cellular component: cytoplasm.